AUGAUCCAAACUCAUAAUGAAUAAUGUGAUCACUUCUAAAAAGAUGAACUUAAUGCAUUAUCUGCCAUCUAUUUAUCAGACUUUGAAUAAUUAAAAGAUGUGCAUCCUUAUUCAUUUUAAAUUAUUGUUGCCCCAUUUGUACCAGCAGAUUAAUUUUAUCAUGAAAAUGUUGUAUAUUGCAAAAUUUUCAUUGCCUUCCCAGAUGAUUAUCCAUUAAAAUCAUAAAGAUUUCAUUUUGAAAUUUAAGGCUUAAGUAGAAAUUUUACUUAGGAUUUUUUAAUAAGAGCAAAAAAGAUAUGUGAAUAAGUAAUUGAACAACAUGAAAAAGAAGCUGAUUGUUAACCAAUAGUAUUUGCAGUUGUAGAAUCAUUAAGAGUAAUUAUAUAUCAAUACAUUUUUAGGAUUAUGUUUAUGAUUAAUCUAUGUAUUUAUAAGAAUUAUACGAUCAAUAAAAUUCAAAAGCAGAUGAUAGUUAUAUCUAUAUACCACCUAUGCCUAAAUUUGCUACAAAUACACCUGUUAGUCUUGAAACAUUCACUGCUUGGAAGAAGAAAUUUGAUUAAGAGAUUUAUGAGAUUAAAAAAAGAGAAAAGAAUUUUAAUUAAUUAGAAGAAAUGAUGAAAAAAAUUAGUGGAAAAUAAUAUUUUGAUAGAAAAUAAAAUAAAGAAGAUGAUGUUGAAAUCUAACAAAUUAUCAAUGAAGAUGAUGAUGUUGAAGAAUUAGAAGAUGAAGAUUAUUAAGGAGAAGAUGAUGAUAAUGAUGAAGAAGACCAAGAUAGACCAGUAAAUAUUUCUAAUUUCAUUUUUAGUUGUAUGAAAGAGAAUAACUUGAAUGAUUUAUGUAAUUAUGAAAUUAUCUUUAAACAUUUAAUUACUUAAUGGUUGC
Molecule: messenger RNA, 885 nt
Organism: Paramecium sonneborni
Lineage: Eukaryota; Ciliophora; Oligohymenophorea; Peniculida; Parameciidae
Source: the annotation of a GenBank genome assembly